Molecule: messenger RNA, 621 nt
Organism: Miscanthus lutarioriparius
Lineage: Eukaryota; Viridiplantae; Streptophyta; Magnoliopsida; Poales; Poaceae
Source: the annotation of a GenBank genome assembly
AUGGCCACUUCGCUCGCCUGUGCUGGCUUCUUCUUCGACACCGAGCCGAUCGGCGAGCCCCGCCUGCCCGUGCUGAACGCGUGCGCGCUCUGCUCAAAACCGUUGGCCCGCGACAGCGACAUCUUCAUGUACAGAGGGGACACACCCUUCUGCAGCCAGGAGUGCCGCUACGAGCAGAUGCAGCACGACGCCAUCCGCGCCAGGCACGCGGCCAGCAGGUCGGCUCCUUGCCGCAUCAUCUUCCGCACUUCUCCAGGGCCGAAUCUGAGGGCGACUGCCAUGGCUGCCACGUCGCUGCAGCAGGAGCAGCUGAUCGUCACGCGCCCCGACGAGUGCCACCUCCAUCUUCGCGAUGGCGGUGUCCUCGAGGCCGUGCUGCCCCACAGUCUAUAUCUUGAGGUUGAUGUUUAUUUUGCAUGCUAUGUGGUUUUAGGAGAGAGUGGUGUAGUCCUUGCUGUGAAGCUGUAUCCCGCCGGAGCAACUACCGAUUCCCAGGAUGGUGUGACCGAUAAAUUUGUGAAGUGCUUGCCUGUCCUCAAGGAGAUGGUCAGGCAGGAAAUUCCUUUGCUUGUUCAUGGAGAAGUCACAGAUCCACAUGUUGACAUCUUUGACCGUGAGAAG